CUUUUCAUCAAGAAGUGAUGUAUCUAAUCAGUUAAUACCUUUCUUAUUAACUACUCUUCUCUUACUGCUGAAAGUCAACGACAACCAAUCUUGAUAAAUGGAGAUAGCAGAUCAUGACAGAGAGAUGAAUUGCUUGAACAUGGAAACUUUCAUGGUCAACUUCAUUCUUUUCUCUGCUUUCAUAGCAUUUCUAACAUUAUUGCUGUUGAAGGGAUCCUAAUCGGCCCAGAAGAAGCUACCUCCAUCCCCAUGGAAGUUGCCCAUAAUUGGACAUUUGCAUCAUUUGAAUGGUUCUCCACCCCACCAUGCUCUCAGAACAUUAUGCCAGAAAUAUGGUGCUCUGAUACACUUACAGCUGGGAGAAAUUCCUGCAAUCCAUAUAUCAUCGCCCCUAUUAGCCAAAGAGGUAAUGCGAACUCAAGAUGUUGCUUUUGCUAACCGGGCUGCAUUCUUGACAGGGAAAAUCAUGUGCUAUGACUGUACAGAUAUUGCUUGCGCUCCCUAUGGUGAGUACUGGAGACAAAUGCGCAAAAUCUGCACCUUGGAGCUCCUCAGUGCUAAAAAUGUCCGGUCAUACACCUGGAUCAGGCAGGAUGAAGCUUUAAAUCUCAUCAGAUCUAUUAAAGCUCUUGUAGGUAGUUCUACACCAAUUAAUUUGACAGAGAAAUUGGCCCAAUAUACUAGUUCCAUGGUGGUCAGGGCAGCAUUUGGCAAAGUUAGCAAAGAUGACCAGAAUGCAUUCUUAAAGCUUAUCAAGGAAUCAUUGCCUUUUGCCAGUGCCUUUGACAUUUCUGAUCUGUUCCCAUCUCUAAAGAUUCUCCAUCCUUUCCUUUCUAUCAAGGGUGAAGUGAUGGAGUUCCACCGAAAGCUGGACACUGUGUUGGACAACAUUAUCGAACAGUAUCUCAAUGACAACUUCCGGAGAUCAAAAGCCUCCUCUUCGGGUGAGCCCGGUAAUGAAGAUCUAAUCGAUGUUCUACUGAGAGUUAAGGAUAGCAGUGAAUUUCAACUUCCAAUUACAAAAAAUAACAUCAAAGCUGUGCUCCUGGAUGUAUUUACUUGGGGAACCGAAACUUCAUCAUCGACUGUUGAGUGGGCAAUGGCUGAGUUGAUUAGACAUCCUGAGGUAAUGGCUAAACUCCAGAAUGAGAUCAGGACAGCUCUCAGGGAGAAGGAAACAGUUGAAGAGGCUGACAUUCAAGAAUUGGGAUACUUAAAAUCAGUGGUUAAAGAAACUCUCAGGUUACACCCUCCAGUUCCACUCCUGGUUCCAAGAGAAAGCAGGGAACAAACUGAGAUUGAUGGUUAUAUCAUCCCUGCCAAAACCCGAGUCUUGGUUAAUGCCUGGGCGAUAGGAAGAGACCCUGAGUCUUGGGAUGAUCCAGAGAGUUUCAAACCAGAGAGAUUCGAGAAAAGUGACACAGAUUUCACAGGAAAUCAUCUCGAGCUUAUACCGUUUGGUGCUGGAAGAAGAAUGUGCCCAGGAAUAUCUUUUGGUCUCGCAAAUGUCUAUCUUCCACUGGCUCUUUUACUCUACCAUUUUGAUUGGAAACUUCCAAAUGGCCUUAAACCGAAGGAUCUAGACAUGGCAGAGACUGUCAGCAUAACUGCAUCACGAACAAAUCCACUUCUCUUGAUCGCAACACUGUAUGAACCUUCCCUUUAAUAGUACAGCCAAAACUCUCGCAAAAAUCUUUGGUGAAGUGAGAAAUCCUCGCAGCCAUGUACAAUGGCCGUUAAUAUCAUCUUCUUAUGAGUUUCAUUUGUGAUGAGAAUUGCUUUGCUUCACACAUAUGUAUCAUCUAUUUCCCUCUCGGAUUGCUAUAAGACUACAUGUGCACAUAAUGUCAUCAACUUGAAUGGCAAACUAGAAGAAUGAUACAUAUUCUCUAUGUUGGAGAAUAUGAUACUUCGCCCUUAUAUAGCUUAGUCGAUUUCUUAUCUUUUGAUAUGUGAUGAGUCCAUAUCCGUCACCCCCAGUGGACCGGCCCAUUACUCAGC
Oldenlandia corymbosa var. corymbosa is the source of this 2001-nucleotide messenger RNA. The record is from the annotation of a GenBank genome assembly. Lineage: Eukaryota; Viridiplantae; Streptophyta; Magnoliopsida; Gentianales; Rubiaceae.